GGAACCAAAUAAUACACUCUUGGCUCUCCUAAUAAAACUAAAAGGAGAUGUUGUAGUCUUCCCGUCGUCACCACCAGAAGCCAUUCUCCCCGUCGAAUAGACAUUCAAGCUUAAAAAUAUGAAACUCAUUAGGUUCAUAAUCGAUGUUCAAUUUCUAGGUUUCUCACUCUUUGGACGCUAACUCCGGUCUUCAUGAUUGAUAUGCUCUCUCCAUCCUACUCUAAUAAUUUAUGGCGAUCUAGGCAAUGUUUCUUCGAGAUAGGCAAUUGAGAGUCUCAAAGCAACGGGCGAGGAAAGUUGUUGGACUGCGCACAAGAUGUCAUCUCGUAGCAAGACUUCUUCUCCUAGUCAAAGCAUGGAGCCAUCUGAUAAUAGGAAAACACCCACGGGUUCACGCCUGACUCCAAUAGCGUGCCGUGUGUGUAAUGAAGUUUUCUUUAACAACGUGAGCCUCAUCCUACACUUUGAGUCUCACGUCAGAGAUGAGGUGUCAAUGGCCAGGUUAGACCUGGCAUUUCUGCAAAGUGGCAGGCAUUCAUCUUUGAAUUCACCACCAUUUUCCUCUUCCGUUGAGCAAACGGGCAACCCUCAUUGUGAACCAGAUGGAACCCUCGUUGAUAUAUCAAAAACACUCCGUCAUCUGACAAGGAUCCACCGUAGGUUUACCCCAUCCGCAUCAUCCUACCCAUUAAUAUAUUCUGAAGCAGGUAUGAGGAGCUUUGGUCCAGCUGGCUCUGAAUCUGUGCUUUUUCCAUUACAGUUUAGGGGGAAGAUUGGGGGACAAGGGCAGCUGUUAGCUUAUAAGAAUCCCCACCUGAAGCAGCUGGAGAAGCCCAUCCCAGAGGUUAUUGUCAUAAGUGAUGAUGAGGAAGAUGAGAACAAGAGUGCUGAGAUAGACCUGACGUUGAAGCUUUGAGGGACUCAUUAAUUACCGUGAUAUGAUAUCAUUGUAUUUCUUGUUUCAGUGCGAGUAAUUGUUUCUUGUCUGAUUGUUCUUCCUAUUAGUGUCAGGUUUAGUGCCAUUUUUUUUAAUGAAUGAGUAUUUCCUAUUUGAAUUUAACUCCCAUUUGGAAUUGAAUGAGGAAAUUCAAAGGUAAUAUUUUUACCUUUUUUUUUGGUUUUAAAAGGAAAAUACGG
Molecule: messenger RNA, 1137 nt
Organism: Striga asiatica
Lineage: Eukaryota; Viridiplantae; Streptophyta; Magnoliopsida; Lamiales; Orobanchaceae
Source: the annotation of a GenBank genome assembly